Messenger RNA from Antechinus flavipes (yellow-footed antechinus), 3119 nucleotides. RefSeq names its product protein FAM169B-like. The transcript is spliced from 6 exons. The coding region runs from base 249 to 1085 and encodes 278 amino acids. The record is from RefSeq and is a predicted model, not a curated record. Lineage: Eukaryota; Metazoa; Chordata; Mammalia; Dasyuromorphia; Dasyuridae.
ACAUGACUUGCCCAGAGUUACAGAGCUAGUAAAUGUGUGUGGACAGGAUCUGAAUUGAGUUCCAUCCUGAUUCUUACGUGUUGUGCUCUAUCUACCUGAGUAUCCAUUUAUUAGUUAUCUUUGCCAUGGUUCUGGCUCCUCUAAAUACCUCUGAAAUACCCCUGUUUGCCUUUAUGUAAUUUGUCUUUGCUUUCUUUUCAGUCUUAGCUGUUUAUCUGAACAAAUCCUGGUGGUCCAUAGAAGAGAUCAUGAAAACAUCUGAUUCUUCUAGAGAAGGUCUGAUACAGGUCCAGUCUUUUGGAGAAAGGAUUGUACUUUUUAUUCUUAACUACGUUAUUUUUGGAAAAUUGGAGAGAAAUUUGGAUGAUGAUAUGUUUUUUUUACCUCAUUCUGCUAAGGAGCAUGCAAAAAUUCUGUGGAGGAAUGGAGCCGCCAUUGCUUUUUAUACCAUCAAGAUGAAAGGUAGCCUGUGUGGCAAGAGCUCCGGCGAGUGCUACAUGCUACCGGUGUUGGACACUGCAUUUGUCAGGAGAGAACACCGAAGAGAAGGUCUUGGGAUGAAAAUGCUGCUUGACUUUUGUCAGACUUUUGAGAAUGAAGAUGCCUUAGGGCUCAGCUGCCCUAUUUCUACGGCUAUGUACCAAGUUUGCCGAAAGUUCUUACUGGCCUAUCCGGAGGAGCAGGAUCGACUGUGGGAGGUGGAGGCUCCAGGAGACUGGGGCCAGAGGGUGAACAUUUGGCUAAAGAUUCAACUUGAACCAAGACUUUCCUAUAGGAAAGUGACUCGUCGGGUAACUUCAGAGGAGGCAGAUAGCUGUCACAGAGAGAGAUUCCAAGAUGAGGAACCCAGACCAUCAGAUAAUGGAGAAAUGAACAAGGAUAGUCAGAGUAGAGAAGCAGCAGCACAAAAAAUAAAGGAGAAUAAAGAUUGCAUAAUGAUGAUAAAAGAAUUCAUUCCACAGCCUCCUGAUAAAGAAAACUUGAACCAAGAAAUCCAUGAUGUUCAGAAGAUUGCCAAGAGGAAAUCAAACAAAACAGAUGUAACUGAAAAUAAGCCUGCUAAACAGGGCAGGCCCAGUUUCUGACUUCCUUAUUCUUGAAGGGAAGAGCCCUAGACUGGAAGUUAGAGACCUGGAUUCCAGUCCUGGCAUUGUCACUAGGUAACAAUGUGACCAUAAGAGUUGCUUAAUUUUUCUGUCUUAGUUUUCUCAUUUAUAAAAUCUGCCCUUACCUACCUCACAGAAUUGUUAUGAGGAUCAAAUGAAUAAUACAUGUGAAAGUGUUUUCAAAUAAUAAAGCAGUUGGACCAAUACAAGGAAUAAUACAGAAAAGUUAUUAUUCCAUUUAUCAAGAUGCCAUUACCAUUUUCUUCAGACCCAUCUUCAUCUUAAGAAAAUGCUGAAUAUCUCCAGCACUGAAACUGAACUUUGCUUUUGCUUUUUCCUUUGGAGGAAAAUAUAGAAAACAAUCAAGUCCUUCUUUCCCUACUGCUGCAGAACUGCUGUGAAGAAUUACAUAGAAUGUUUAGAAGGAAGUAAUUGGGGGGUUUGUAGAUACUGCUGUAAGAUAUUUCUAUGGAAACAACAUUCCUUUUUCGUUAGAGCAAGAUGCUACAACAUGGAACCAGGAUCAGAUGACAGGGUAACCUCCUUUGCAAGAUGGAUAAUUGAUUUAAGUUUUUCUAUGUCUGGUCUUAGUGGAAAGGAAAAAACAAGUGAAAGGUCUACCUCCUUCAGCCUAUAUUUAAGUUUUAUCUUCUUUUGAGUGUAGAUUGUAUAUAGAACAGAGUUCUAUGUUCUUAGUGUCUUUUUUGUAUAUUGCUGGUAUUAAAGAUUUUUUUUUCAUGCUGGUGGUAUUUAUUAUGUUAAAAGAUUAGUCAGACCCUAAAGGGAAGCCAAGGUUAUAUUGAUUAUUUUUUGAAAAUAAAAAAGGCUUUUCCCAGUCCUCAUGGUGGUAAGUAGUGAGCUGGAGAUAACCUAGUGUCCUUCUACCUAUGCAGCACAUCUCUGAAUGUCAGUUUAUUUAUUUUAGAAUGAAGGGCUUUACCUAGAUCAAUGUCCCUCAAAUUUAUCUGUCCAAGAAAUGGUUUGGAGAUUGAAAUAUACUAAUAAUCUUGUACAUGCUUGACUUUAUAUCCCUAAGAUCAUAGGAAUUCUGGAGUAAAAUUAAAUCUAUGUUCCUUUCCCCAAAAAACGCCACAUGUGAAUGCAUAUUUUAAACAUGUGACUUAAAGGGAAAAUACCACAAUCAGUGACCAGAAUUCUUAUAAAAACUGUGUCAAUACUAGAGAUCCAUGUAGCAGUUUGGGGGGGGGGAGGUGUUACAAGUAGGUAGUCUUUGAACUUUUUAAUAUGGUGCAGUGAAAAAAGUGCUAGGUUUGUAAUCAGAAAACAAGAAUUCAGAUUCUGGCUCUUUAUAAUUUUAGACAACUCAUUUCAAUUCUCUGGGAUUUAAUUUCCUCCCUUAUAUAGAUACUAUUUUGUUUGAACCUCACAACCAUCCUGUGAGGCUGAAAGGUUAUUAUUUUGCAGAUGAAGAAAUUGGAAAUUUGAUUUGCUGAUUUUUCCAACCUCAGAUUAGAGUGUCAGACAGAGACAAGAUUGGCACUGAGAUAUCAUCUGACUCCAAACACAUUGCUGUCUCUACCAUUCUGUGCCUCUAAGAUUGAUAGAUCAUUAGGAUUGCCCCAACUGGGCUUGUAACUUGCCAUUGCUAAAAUUCUCAUUGACCAAGAGAUCAAUAUUCCAAGAGAACAUUUGCUUGUGAAACUUUGAGAUAGAUAUUGUUUAUAUUCCUUUCCCUCUGUUCUCCCUUGAAUAGAAGGAAGAAUUCAUUUGAAUAAUAAUAUUCCAGAAUCCAGAAAGAACACAUUUUAGAGUCCUUCAAAUGAAAUUGUAAGCCAUCAAGUGCACUUAAAUUUGUAGGUAUAGAUGUCCUGUGAAUGUCACUUAAGACAUAGAUUCUAAUGUGAAAGGAAAAUUGUUUAUUGUAUGUACUGUACUAUUUGAAAAAAACUAAUGGGUAGUGUUUUGUGUUUACAAGAAAAUGCACUGAUGUAUGUCUUAGGAGUAUGAUGAUGUUAUGUUGCAAUAAAAGGUGUCUUCCCAAAGGAAAAGCAA